AUGUCUCGUCAUAUCUAUCUACCAAUCUACCUACCUAUCUGUCUGUCACAGUCUCGUCAUACCUGUCUAUCUAUCUACCUACCUAUCUCUGUCUCUCUCGUCAUAUCUAUAUAUCUAUCACUGUCUCACCAUAUCUAUCUCGUCAUUAUCUCUCUCUCUAUCUAUCUAUCUAUCGAUCUCUGUCUCGUCAUAUCUAUCUAUCUAUCUAUCUAUCUAUCUAUCUAUCUAUCUAUCUAUCUAUCAUUGUCUCGUCAUAUCUAUCUAUCUAUCUAUCUAUCUAUCUGUCUCUUUCUCGUCAUAUCUAUCUAUGUAAAUCUCUUCAGACUUAUCUAUCUAUUUAUCUCUCACUGUCCCGUUAUGUCGCUCUCUCUCUCUCUCUCUCUCUCUAUCUAUCUAUCUAUCUAUCUAUCUAUCUAUCAGUCUCGUCAUAGCUAUUAUCUCAUAUCUAUCUUGAUACCUCUCUAUCUUAUCGUCUGCAGGCGUAGUUUUGUCACCCGGCCUCAUCUAGAAGAGGAUACAGCUGAUCCUAUCUAUCUAUCUAUCUAUCUAUCUAUCUAUCUAUCUAUGUCUCUCUCGUCAUAUCUAUAUAUCUAUCACUGUCUCACCAUAUCUAUCUCGUCAUUAUCUAUCUCUCUAUCUAUCUAUCGAUCUCUGUCUCGUCAUAUCUAUCUAUCUAUCUAUCUAUCUAUCUAUCUAACUAUCUAUCUAUCUAUCAUUGUCUCGUCAUAUCUAUCUAUCUAUCUAUCUAUCAUUGUCUCGUCAUAUCUAUCUAUCUAUCUAUCUAUCUAUCUAUCUAUCUAUCUGUCUCUUUCUCGUCAUAUCUAUCUAUGUAAAUCUCUUCAGACUUAUCUAUCUAUUUAUCUCUCACUGUCCCGUCAUGUCUCUCUCUCUCUCUAUCUCUCUAUCUAUCUAUCUAUCUAUCUAUCUAUCUAUCUAUCUAUCUAUCAGUCUCGUCAUAGCUAUUAUCUCAUAUCUAUCUUGAUACCUCUCUAUCUUAUCGUCUGCAGGCGUAGUUUUGUCACCCGGCCUCAUCUAGAAGAGGAUACAGCUGGUAAGUAUUUAUAA
Molecule: messenger RNA, 1065 nt
Organism: Acanthosepion pharaonis
Lineage: Eukaryota; Metazoa; Mollusca; Cephalopoda; Sepiida; Sepiidae
Source: the annotation of a GenBank genome assembly